This is a messenger RNA of Symbiodinium sp. CCMP2456, 1082 nucleotides long. Lineage: Eukaryota; Dinophyceae; Suessiales; Symbiodiniaceae. The record is from the annotation of a GenBank genome assembly.
AUGCGCAAUCUUCAGCUCAUCAUGGACGAGGACAUGCUGAAUCGCUACCAGGCCAAGAAGGAAGCCUGCAACUUCCUGCUGAAGUGCGAAACCUGGUUCGCCGAAUACCUUGGAAUGAAGUAUGCCCUGUCGCUCAACAGCGGCGGCAUUGCCAUCAGCCUGGGCCUUGAAGCGAUGAAGCGAGCUCCUGGGCCAGCACUGAGGAUUGAAGCGACGUCCGAGCUGGUGAUCGAUUUGGACCACCUUGAGAAAUGCAUUCAGGACGACUUGAAGUCUGGAAAGUUUGCGCCGGGCAAAAUGAUCCUGGUUCUCUCGUAUAUGCGCGGUCGCGUGCCGGACAUGCACCGGGUUUUGGCGAUCUGCGAGAAAUACCAGAUUCAGCUCUUGGAGGACUCCGCCCAUGGCUACGGCUGCUCGUUCGACGGCCGCAAGUGUGGCUCCUUCGGCGUUGUCUCGACAAUCUCGUCCCAGGCGAACAAGCUGGUGAAUACCGGAGAGGGAGGCAUGGUGUUUACAAACAACGAUGAAAUCCAAGCCUUCUUCAUCUUUUCAGCGGGAAGCUAUGAAGAGCUUUGGAGAAAGCACGAGGCCAUGUCGCCACCGGAAGAGGUCUGCCUCAAAUACAAGUACACCACUGUAAACAAGUCCGUUCGCAUGACCAACAUCCAGGGGGCCUUGAUGCACCCCCAGCUGGCUGUGAUGAACGACCGAAUCGACCAGCACAACGAGAUGUACUAUUACCUCGUGAGGACGACUUCCGAGAAGCUUGAGGAAGUCUGCGGCAAAGAUGCCAGCAAGCGAAUCGAGUUCAUCGCACAGGCUCACAGCCUCGUGGGCCCCGUCUACGACUCGCUGCAAAUCCGCAUCCUCGACAAAGACGGCCGCCCCUCUGCCGAAGAGUUCGCUGGCCUCACCGGCUUCCUGAAGGAACUCCAGGGCCGAAAGCACUCCAUCGCCAAGUUCUCGGACCCGGCCAACGCGCGAAACUUCAUGUCCUGGCAGUACAUCAAUGCGGAGGCCAUCCGUCCGGAUGUGCUGCCCCAGACAAGGCUCGUCCUUGCCAACGUCUGCGAUCUUCGAUU